UAAAAAAAUGUCUGGGGUAGAAUGCCGGACUGAGUGCACCUGGAAGAGACACAUAGCAGAGCAGUUGAAGCAAAGAGACCGGGUUCAGAGACAGGCUUUUGAGGAGAUUAUACACCAAUAUAAUAGACUGCUGGAAAAGUCUGAGCUGCAAGCUGUUCUUUCAGAGAGGCUUCAGACUGAUAAAUUUGACAGCCACAGCAGACAUGACCUCAGCCCUGGUCAUGAUGGAGUGCGGAGUGAAGCCCUGUUACAGGAGAUGGCCCAGAUUAAGAUCAAACACCAAGAGGAGCUGACAGAGCUGCACAAGAAGCGUGGGGAGCUGGCCCAGAGUGUCAUUGAGUUGAAUAACCAAAUGCAACAGAAAGACAAGGAGAUCCAGGCAAAUGAAGCAAAGAUGGCAGAGUUCCAGCAGCAAAUCUCCCAGCUGGAGAGCGAGUGCAGAGAGUUGCGUUCGAACCUGCAGGACCUGGAGACGGCCAACCAGACCCUGAAAGACGAGUACGACGCCCUGCAGAUCACCUUCAGCGCUUUGGAGGAGAAGCUGCGGCGCACCACCGAGGAUAACCAGGAGCUCGUCUCCCGCUGGAUGGCUGAGAAAGCACAGGAGGCCAACCAGCUCAACGCCGAGAACGAGAAGGACUGCAGGAGAAGGCAAGCCAAGUUGCAGAAGGAACUGGCUGAUGCAGCAAAGGAGCCCUUGCAAUUGGACCUGGAUGAUGACAUUGAGGUCCUGUCCGAUGAUACUGCUGAGCCCGGGGGGGAGACAUCACCUGGGAAGACCAUCACCCGCACACCCAGUAAACGUGCCUCCCAGCCACCCGGAGGCCUUCUGGACUCCAUCAGUAAUAUCUUUGGCCUCUCUGAGUCUCCAAUUCUUGGACAUCGCAUCCCUGUUAUCACAAGGCGUCGAUCUGUCAAUUCUUAUGGCAGCUCCCCUGAAAGCACAGAGGUACACACAGGAGUGUGUACGGAGGUCCGUGUGCCCACCACUGCUCUGCAUGUAUUUGAUGCCCAUGAUGGGGAAGUGAAUGCAGUGAGAUUCAGCCCGGGCUCUCGCCUCCUGGCAACGGGGGGUAUGGACAGGAGAGUGAAACUAUGGGAAAUUGUUUUAGGUCGUUGUGAACUGAAAGGAGCUCUCACAGGCAGCAAUGCUGGAAUCACCAGUAUCGAGUUUGACAGCGCGGGCUCCUACUUGCUUGCUGCCUCCAAUGAUUUUGCCAGCAGGAUUUGGACAGUGGAUGACUUCAGGCUGCGUCACACUCUGACAGGUCACAGCGGGAAGGUGCUGUCCGCUCGCUUCCUAUUGGAUAACGCUCGCAUCGUCUCAGGCAGCCAUGACCGGACACUCAAACUCUGGGACCUCCGGAGCAAAGUCUGUAUAAAGACUGUGUUUGCGGGAUCGAGCUGCAAUGACAUUGUCUGUACUGAGCAGUGUGUCAUGAGUGGCCAUUUCGAUAAGAAAGUCCGCUACUGGGACAUCAGGGCAGAGAGUAUUGUGCGUGAGUUGGAGCUGUUUGGGAGGGUCACAUCUCUUGACCUAAACCCUGACAGAACGGAGCUGCUAACCUGUACCAGAGAUGACCUGCUGAAAAUCAUUGACCUGCGAACUAACACAGUGAAGCAGACAUUCAGCGUGCAAGGCUUCAAGUGUGGCUCCGAUUGGACGAGAGUGAUGUUUAGCCCUGACGGUAGCUACAUUGCUGCAGGUUCUGCUGACGGCACUCUGUAUGUGUGGAAUGUGCUGACGGGGAAAGUGGAGAAGGCGUUGGGAAAACACCACAGCUCAUCUAUCAACGCUGUGGCCUGGUCCCCCUCUGGAGCCCAUGUGGUCAGUGUCGAGAAGGGCAGCAAGGCCGUGCUCUGGUCUGAUCUCUGAUUGGACGAUUGACAGUCUCUCCCGCUCCCCAAAUACACAGCAAAAGGAGUGCUGCUUUCUGUCUGGACCUCAGAAGAGCUUGGCGCUUCAUGUGCAAGCUUUCGUUAGACUGGAGGUGAAGGGACCGUCCUUCCGAUUUGUAUAUCAAUUGCAAAUUGUGGCUGAUGUUCCUUUUACGACAAGCAGCAAUCUCUGGAACUGUAUCCCAGCUGUGUUAUUUCAGAGAAUAUUAAUAUAAGUAUGUAUUGAAUGAUGUAAUGUGCAAAUCAGAAUAUAGCCUGUUGUGAGGAAUAUCCAUUUGAAUUGUACACGACUGAAGCUGUUUCAAAGUGUUUAAAUCUUUCAGCUUCAAGCAUGGCUUGUCUGUAGUAGGAGUCACCUCGCUUAGUGGUCAGAAGUUUGUGGGGGAUGGACUUGUCCAUUGGUUCAGGCUGGGGACUGGAUUUCCAGUGUGGCCUAGUGGUAGGAGCUGAGGGCUGGGGCACAGUCGAGCUGAAGGCUGCCCUUGGCGCGGUUUUAGAUGCACAGUGCCCACUGCUGCUGAACCCCCAAUUUCAUAUUAAAAAUGUUUAAGACAAAAAAAAUGUUGAUCUAGACAUUGAGAGAGCAUACGGAAUCCACAUAGUUGAAAGGUCAUCUUAUCAGAAUUGCCUUUGACUGUAGUCUAGAGCUGGGGUUCAUGCCAGGCCAAUUUUACAAUGAUUUAUCACUAAAACAUGAAAAUUGAAUUCCCUCCAGACCCCGUGUUCAUCUAUGGGUUAUAGAGACUGGCUGGUUUGUUUUCUCAGUGGAGAUAAACCCUGGUGUGAUUAAUUCAAAUGAAUGACUCUCUGCAAAGGGCUUUGUUGGUUGGUGUUGUAGAAAUAAUUUGCAGAUCAUACACACAUGUUUACACCAGCAUUAAGAGUGAAGGAAGGGAAUGAGAAAAUGAACUUGGAAAAUGAACACAUGUUCCUAACAAGAGUACAUAACUGUAAAGGCUACAAGUGAAUGUGAAUGAAUGGAUUGAUUGAAAAGCAAUGUUAAAAGAUUGUAGUCCUCAGCAGGAACCACUAGGCUACACUGCCACUGCAGUCCGCAGAAAUUAGCAUCUUGUUUUCAUUGAUUAGUGUACAGUACAGGUGUGAUCAAAUCAAAGUCAUGUAUUGCCACCCCAAAGACAAGGAAUUAGGAAGAGAUGUUUGGACUAAGGACUUCAUAAAGAUUUGUGUGAAAAGACUUGAGGGUUCAUUCUUUUUGUUUGGCUUUGCUGUGUGUGCUCCAUAAAUGUACAGUAACCAUAUUUAUAAUAUAGUAAAACAUAUACAUCUUAAAUAUAAUAAAUAUCUACACACUAAAAUGUUAAAGUAGACUACUCUGCAGAAUUAUCAAUCAGCGGUUUAUUUUUUUAGCAGAGAUGUUGUUUUUAAAGUCAUGUGUUCGUGUUUAUUUUUAUGUAUUGCACCACCCCUGUUCUGUUGUGCCUAAAUCCAUGAUUUUCUUCCAGCCAGGCCCAGAGAAGAUAAUUGAUUUUCAUUUUUUACUUUCAUCGUUUACUGUAGCCUGCGAAUAAAUGAUGGUGGACCAUGCUUUCCCUACAAAAGUGUCUACGAGGAAUAAAACAGCAAGAUACUUAAACAUAUCUCAAAGGGCCUCUGUGUAUCAUGGUUCUGUAUCAGUGCUUUUUCUGAUGAGCUCAGCUCACUAAACUUAAAUUACACGUGAACUUAACACUGCUAAGAAUUCUUAUCUGGUGUUUUAAGUUCAAACUUGCUGAUAAGUAUGAGCAAAUGAUUCUGUAUUCAGGCUCAUGAGAAGUCCUCCCCACAGCCUUGGUGUGCUUUUAACUGUUCCAUGUUCGGAAGUGUGCUGUGGUUUAUCCGGUAGAACAGACUUCCUCAAAUCUUAUGCAAAGUGAGUUUUCUGGUAUAGACAUUUAUAAAUGUGUGUGCAGUCUUAAAUAAUGCUACUGAAGGCCAGCAGGCUGCAAAUAGUGUACGUUGAUGUCUGUUUUAGACUUGGCCCCUUUGGAUACCUUUUGGGGGAGUUUGUGUGGCAGGCUAUAGGUACUCGAGUCUUAAGACCCACAGUCCAAUCUAAUGAUGCAGACACCUGCUGGUUUUCCACAGAGUUCUUGGCUUUCUCCAGAUAAGGUGUACACAGGCCAUGAGCAUGCCUUGUCCAGAGUUUGAUUGCACUUUAUUUGAACAGUUACUUGUAUUGAACUCAUUUGGACGAGUGAAAAACUGUUGUAUCGCAAGGUUCGCGCCUUUGUAAAUGAUAAUAAAAAUAUGUAAAACAUAUUAAUUAAAA
Polyodon spathula (Mississippi paddlefish) is the source of this 4168-nucleotide messenger RNA. Its product is annotated as autophagy-related protein 16-1-like. The record is from RefSeq and is a predicted model, not a curated record. The transcript has 19 exons. Gene Ontology annotation, cellular component: autophagosome membrane. The coding region runs from base 8 to 1876 and encodes 622 amino acids. Gene Ontology annotation, biological process: negative stranded viral RNA replication; autophagosome assembly. Lineage: Eukaryota; Metazoa; Chordata; Actinopteri; Acipenseriformes; Polyodontidae. Gene Ontology annotation, molecular function: protein binding.